UCUGUUACAGCUCUGACAGUAGAUACAGAGUUUCCCUGUGCUAUAGAUGCCAAAUGUUUUACACAGAACACAAAGCCUAUUAACCCACACACAGGUAAGGCAGGUGAGAGGCCACUGAUAUGUACUGAGUGUGAGAAAUGUUUUACAUACAAAUCAGAUCUUGUUAUACAUCAGAGAAGUCACACAGGUGAGAAGCCAUUUCCAUGUUCUGAGUGUGGAAAAUGUUUUGCAAGCAAAUCAGAUCUUAUUAAACAUCAGAGAAGUCACACAGGUGAGAAGCCAUUUUCAUGUUCUGAGUGUGGGAAAUGUUUUACACGGAAAUCAUAUCUUGUUACACAUCAGCGAACUCACACAGGUGAGAAGCCAUUUCUUUGCUCUGAGUGUGGGAAAGGUUUUGCAAACAAAUCAGAUCUUGUUAAACAUCAGAGAAGUCACACAGGUGAGAAGCCAUUUCCAUGUUCUGAGUGUGGGAAAUGUUUUACACGGAAAUCAUAUCUUGGUACACACCAGCAAACUCACACAGGUGAGAAGCCAUUUCUAUGCUCUGAGUGUGGGAAAUGUUUUGCAAACAAAUCAAAUCUUGUUAUACAUCACAGAAGUCACACAGGUGAGAAGCUGUUUUCUUGCUCUGAGUGUGGGAAAUGUUUUACACAAAAACCACAUCUUGUUAUACAUCACAGAAGUCACACAGGUGAGAACCCAUUUCCAUGUUCUGAGUGUGGGAAAUGUUUUACACAGAAAUCAUAUCUUGUUACACAUCAGCGAACUCACACAGGUGAGAACCCAUUUCCAUGUUCUGAGUGUGGGAAAGGUUUUGCACACAAAUCACAUCUUGUUAAACACCAGAGAAGUCACACAGGUGAGAAGCCAUUUUCUUGCUCUGAGUGUGGGAAAUGUUAUACACAAAAAUCACAUCUUGUUAGACAUCAGCGAACUCACACAGGUGAGAGGCCAUUUCCAUACUCUGAGAAAUAAAUCAGCUCUUGUUGCACACAAUAGACAUCACUCAGUUGAGGAACCAUUUUAAUCUUCUGGAGUAUACUCAUCAUUGCCAUGUGUUGUUCUUCAAGGUUCUUAUCCUAUCUCCUAUGCUUUUUGCAAUAUACAUGCUACCACUGGGUAAAAUAAUCAGAUGUCAUGCCCUCAUCUACCACUGCUAUGCAGAUCACCUGUCUUUUGCUCCAGGUAUUGAGAACCCAGUACCAAUCCUAAAUGGUCUCGCUGAGCUCCAGGUGUGGGUGAUGCCAGUUGGCUGUGACUCAGUCCUGGUGAAACAGGUCUAUAUGGUAAAAGCUCACCAACAAAGAGCAGGGCUACAGCUCAGCUUUGCAAACUAACCAGACUUUUGCUUGGGGGUUCAGAUUUACAAAAUGUUGAUCAUGUGUGGAAUCUUGGUGUAAUGGAUGGUGUAGUGACACUUACACAUCAGGUAUCAGCCACAAUCAGAUCCUCAUCUGAGGAACAUAGCCAGACUCCAGCACUUAUUUCCCUCAGAAGAUCUACCUACAGUCAUACAUACAAUGCCACGGCCACAGGGCGCUGUAUAAAAGUGACCCCCGGCUGUGGCAUUAUCUGUCCAGCUAGUGGAGCCCGGUGCUGGUACAAAAAAUACGUGUGACCUGUAUUUUUUGCACCAGGACCAGGCGCAGAGCCCGGUGCUGGUUGUUAAAAUACGGGGGAUCCC
Pseudophryne corroboree (corroboree frog) is the source of this 1684-nucleotide messenger RNA. Its product is annotated as gastrula zinc finger protein XlCGF17.1-like. The transcript has a single exon. Gene Ontology annotation, molecular function: DNA-binding transcription factor activity, RNA polymerase II-specific; RNA polymerase II cis-regulatory region sequence-specific DNA binding. Lineage: Eukaryota; Metazoa; Chordata; Amphibia; Anura; Myobatrachidae. The record is from RefSeq and is a predicted model, not a curated record. The annotation marks the transcript as partial. Gene Ontology annotation, biological process: regulation of transcription by RNA polymerase II.